Molecule: messenger RNA, 1792 nt
Organism: Triticum aestivum (bread wheat)
Lineage: Eukaryota; Viridiplantae; Streptophyta; Magnoliopsida; Poales; Poaceae
Exons: 9
Coding region: 351-1442 (363 amino acids)
Source: RefSeq, a predicted model, not a curated record
CAGCCAAUUCGAUAGCACAACCCACACCUUUGUAAUACUGGUGUCUCCUAUAUAAACCGACCAAAAUCGUGGAUUUGCCCCGUUUCCAACGUUCAUCCUUCCCGUCGCCUUCUCUCCUCACAGAUUUCUCCCCCCAAAUUCGCCCCCUUCCCAGCCCCAUUUUCCAGCAGCCGGUGCUCCUUCGUUCGUCGCGAUUUGUUCUGCCGGCGGCGACGAGAGCACGGCGGCGCAGCAAGCCACAGCCUCACUGGUUGCUGGCACUGGACCGGCGCGGAUUGAUUUCUUCUUUCCUUGGAUAAGCAUUGAUCCUGGAUUUAGCUAUUUCUUAUGUGAUAAGUAGAUAAGCUGCAAUGAAGGAUUCUCAGGAUAUUCAGAGCACCACAGAGUUGCAGAUGUCACCCCAGGGUACUAAUGAAGUGCAAAGUAACCAACUAAACACAAUGGCCACUGAUGCACCUGCAGGAGAUCCCGGUUCUGUGGCAGUUGCUAACAAUGAUAAUAGAAAAGUCUCCCGUGAAGACAUUGAACUUGUCCAAAAUUUGAUAGAGCGCUGUCUGCAGCUGUACAUGACCAAAGGAGAGGUUGUUAGGACACUUUCUACUCGUGCUAGAAUAGAACCUGGCUUCACUACUUUAGUAUGGCAGAAACUUGAAGAAGAGAACUCUGAAUUCUUUCGCGCUUACUAUAUAAGAUUGAAAUUGAAAAGACAGAUUGUCUUGUUCAACCAUUUAUUGCAGCACCAGUAUAAUUUGAUGAAAUAUCCAGCACCUCCGAAUGUUCCGCUGGCUCCCAUGCAAAAUGGAAUGCAUCCUAUGCCAGUUAACAAUCUACCGAUGGGGUAUCCAGUACUUCAGCAACCUCUGAUGCCUGCUCCCGGCCAGCCUCACAUUGAUCCGAUGGUUUGUGGUCUAUCCAGUGGUCAUGUAGUGAAUGGGAUCCCUGCCCCAGGUGGUUAUCAUCCAAUGCGCAUGAACUCUGGAAAUGACAUGGUUGUGGACAACGGUGCACCUGAAGCUGCACAUGCUGGUGCUAUGUCAUCUGAUAUGGCUGUGAGUCCCUCAUCAGCAGCAUCAAGCCAUGCUCCUUUCACUCCAUCUGAGAUACCAGGGAUGGCCAUGGAUACAUCAGUCCUGGAUUCAGCGUUUGGAUCGGAGAUAGGGAACACAGGACCUCUGCAAUUAGGGGCAGAUGGGUCGUCAAGGGAUUCCAUCCGAUCCUUGGGGCAGCUCUGGAAUUUCAGCCUCUCUGAUCUUACAGCAGAUUUGACAAGUUUAGGAGACUUGGAGGCUCUUGAGAAUUACGCGGGUACCCCUUUCCUGCCCUCGGACUCGGAUCUCUUACUUGAUUCCCCAGACCAUGAUGACAUAGGCAACCAUGAUGACAUAGUUGAGUACUUCGCGGACGCCAUCAACGGGUCUCAGUCGGACGAAGAGAAGCCAUAGAGAACAGACUCAAAUAGUCCCAUUGAGAUUAGACCUGGCUAGAGUGUCUAUCUCAUUUAGUGUAAUCUUGGAGCCGCGCAUACCGCGGUAAUAUCAGACUGGGUGUUCGUCCAGAGAUGCGGUAAUUGCGCGUCACUAAAGAAUUUUGUAGUGGUCAAUGCUAGUUCUUUGGAAUAAUCAGCCUUCACCGCCGGGUAAAUUUGCUGUCUACAUGGCUGAAAAGCUUAGGAAAAAAAAACUGUGUCAAACCUCAGGAACAACCCUCUGUAAUUGCUGAACAAGUGGACAGACAGUUCAUCUGGUGUUGGAACAUUUCUUGUCUUCCAGGUCGUGGUGUGCGUCCAAUUUAA